Molecule: messenger RNA, 717 nt
Organism: Harpia harpyja (harpy eagle)
Lineage: Eukaryota; Metazoa; Chordata; Aves; Accipitriformes; Accipitridae
Product: dynactin subunit 2-like
Exons: 6
Coding region: 1-534 (177 amino acids)
Biological process (GO): mitotic spindle organization
Cellular component (GO): dynactin complex; cytoplasm; centrosome
Source: RefSeq, a predicted model, not a curated record
AUGCUGCCUUACCAAAAACUGGAAAUGCUUAGUAACCCCCCCCAGCAUCAUUUUGAAUAUUUGCAAUACCGUGUUCCCUCUCACCCUGCUUUCCGUGCCCAGGAGACCGUGCAGGUCCUGCAGGCCAAGGUGAACAUCCUGGACGUGGCUGUGCUGGACCAAGUGGAGGCCUGGCUGCAGAGCGUCCUGGGGAAGGUGAAUGAAAUUGCCAAGCACAAGGCAACCGUGCAAGAUGCCGACAUCCAGAGCAAGAUCCACCAGACCUAUGAGACGAUGCAGCACUGGGACCCUGUGGCCAGCACCUUGCCUGAUGUUGUGCAGAGGCUGGUGACCCUCAGGGACCUGCAUGAGCAAGCCACACAGUUUGGGCAGGUCCUCAUGCACUUGGACACCACGCAGCAGGAGAUAGUGGGUGCUCUCAAGGCCAACACCAUGCGGCUGGCUGAGGUCCAGAAGACAAUGAAGGAAAACCUGGCUGUCGUAGAGGACAACUUUGCGGACAUAGAUGCCCGUGUCAAGCGGCUGCAGAAGUGACAGCACGCUGGAGACACCCUCGCACCGGGCAUCCCUGCCGCCGCCAGGGCCCUGCGACCCUCUGGGAAUCUCUCCCUCCCCAAGCGGGUACCAGCCCCUGCUUGUAUAUACCCUGGCUGUGCCCCCCUGCCCAGCAUGGGGGCUGGAGGGGUCCUCCCCACCCCUCCAUUCCCACCUCGGGAC